Messenger RNA from Sebastes umbrosus (honeycomb rockfish), 2095 nucleotides. Its product is annotated as receptor-type tyrosine-protein phosphatase V-like. The record is from RefSeq and is a predicted model, not a curated record. The transcript has 11 exons. Gene Ontology annotation, molecular function: protein tyrosine phosphatase activity. Bases 246 to 1367 code for a protein of 373 amino acids. Gene Ontology annotation, biological process: protein dephosphorylation. Lineage: Eukaryota; Metazoa; Chordata; Actinopteri; Perciformes; Sebastidae.
UCACACUUCCUCCUCCCAUAGAGAGAGAGAGACAGGGUCAGAGAGAGAGAGUAUUAUUAAAACCAGACAACCUUAAGAUGACCAGGAGCUGUGUAGUCCUGUUCUCUUUCUAUUCAGCAGGCUUAAACCAUUCAACAGAGGCACGUUUUGAAAGCACCAACACUGAAAUCGUCCUGGCAUCAUUCAACACCCCAAGUUCCAGCUAAAUUUCUAUUUAAACUACGAGGCUGACCACAAGAAAGGACAUGAGGGUGCAACCCAUCUCAAGAGUGAAAAUUCUGCAGGAGUUUCGUUUGCAAUGCCAGACACUCGCAGCCAAUGACAACAGAGGCUUUAAUCAGGAGUUUGAGGCGCUGGAAGAAGUUGGCAAAUACCUCCCCAACAGAUCGGGGGACUUGGAGGCCAACAGAGAAAAGAACAGAUACCCCUACAUAUUGCCAUAUGACCACUGUCGCGUGAGGCUGUCCGUCCAAAACUCCCAACCACACACUGACUACAUCAACGCCAAUUUUGUGCCUGGUGGAGGAUCAGAGAGAGACUUCAUCUGCACCCAGGGUCCUUUGCCCAACACCGUGGUUGACUUCUGGAGGAUGGUGUGGGAGCAAAACGUCAGGAUAAUCGUCAUGGUGACAGCCCUGAGACACAAGGACUGGGUGCUGUGUGAGAAAUAUUGGCCUCUGGAACGAGGGACAGUUCAUCAUGGACUGAUCCAAGUAACGACAGUGACCCGCAAACAAGGUCCAGUUUAUUUUAUCACCACCAUUAACCUCAGACAGAGAGACUGUCCAACAGGCAGGAUCAUCACACACUACUACUACCCUGCCUGGCCGGACCGGGGCGUCCCCAAAGACUUGUCCUCACUCUGUGCCUUCACUGAGCAUGUGCGGCAGGAAUUGGAAGCAGGUCCACGCCUCGGGCCGGCUGUGGUGCACUGCAGUGCAGGUGUUGGGCGUUCAGGGACGUUUGUGACGUUGUUGUGGCUGAUGCAGCUGUGUGUGAGGGGCAUCCGGCCUGAUAUCCGAGCUGCUGUGGAGGAUCUACGACUACAUCGAAUGUGGAUGGUCCAGAAUCUGGGGCAGUACGUAUUUGUUCAUCAGUGUCUGCUACACUGGCUCAGUGGAGGAACCUCAGCACGGGCCCAAAUUCAGGGAUCCACUUCAAAUAUUAACCACCACAUUCAGGAUCAACCCCACAGCUCCUCGGGUCGCGGGGGACGAGCGGGUAGGAGGAGACAUCGCCAUCAACGACAGACGGCUCCAUCGGACCAACCGCUGAACACAAUGCAGCAGAUUUUACACCCUAGGAUGCUUCUGAGGAGGUUACUUCCUUCCUCGUCACUGUUUAAUCCAGGCUCAAACGCAUCCUGAACUCACAAAGCUGAUAAUACAAAAACAAGCAAGACUGACAAAAGGAUUCAUGCCCUCAUAGCAGUUAAGAAGGAAGGAGACUGCAGAAAUAAUGCUGACGACAUGACCUGACCUGGCCUGCAGGUGGUAAACUGGCCUGACAAGAUGCAGAUAAAUGCUGGUAGAGAUAACAGAUGCAGCAGUUUGUAUUGUUACCAGACGGAAAAGUUCAGGAAGUAACCUGCCAGUCAGGUCAAACCUGCUCCUCUACUAUGAACUACUCACCAGGAGAUCCAUGGGAACAGUGAUGAGGCUGCUCCCUCUGAAUGAAGUGUGAACACACACGGGUACUUGUGGCACAGUUAUUGAAACCACUAACUCAUGUAGCCCGGUAUGCUUAACCAUAAGCAUAUUGUCUGCUUUACACAGUUAGAAAUUCUAAAACAUACUUUUUACAAAUAACCUCACAUGGUUACCUACAUUAUUCAAAACUAAAAGCCUGCCUGUGUGUUGUUUCCUUAACACUGACAUUGAAAUACCACAUUCAAUCAGCAAUCACCUGCACCCAGAAGGCACCUGUUUGUUCUUUACACAAGAGGACAAUUUUGGAGAGAGUUAGACAACUGUAAUUGCAAUGUCCUGUAUUUUGUUUAAAGUACAAUACAGUAACUUUGUUCAUGUCCUCCUCAGUAAAAGUAACUGUGUCUGAUAGUUAUGAGUAUUGAGAAUAAACUAAUUUCCCUAUUUCA